AUGGCGCAGACCCCGCCCACAGCGGUCCGGACACGCUUCGCCCCCGGCCCCACCGGGCGGCACCACCGGGCCGUGCUGCUGGGCCUGGUCCAGGCUGCGCUGCGCGAGGCGGGCGUCGGGCCCCGCGACCUCGACGGGGUCGCCUUCACCAAGGGCCCGGGCAUGGGCUCCCCCCUGGCGGUGGUAGCGGCCGUGGCGCGGACGCUGGCGCAGCUCUGGGGGCGGCCCCUGCUGGCUGUCAAUCACUGCGUGGGGCACAUCGAGAUGGGGCGGCUGCUCGGCCCCGCCCCCGACCCCCUGGUGCUCUACGUCAGCGGCGGCAACACCCAGGUGAUCGCGUACUCCCGGCACCGGUACCGGAUCCUGGGUGAGACCUUGGACGUGGCCGUGGGGAACUGCAUCGACCGCCUGGCCCGGCUGCUGCAGAUCCCAAACGCCCCCAGCCCCGGCUACAACGUGGAGCAGCUGGCCAAGAGGGGCCGCCGGCUGAUCCCGCUGCCCUACGUGGUCAAGGGUCUCGACGUCUCCUUCUCGGGGCUCCUGUCCCACCUCCAGGCUGUGACCCCCAAACUGCUGGGGUCGGGGGAGGCGACGCCGGAGGAUUUGUGCUUCUCCCUGCAGGAGACGGCGUUUGCGAUGCUGGCCGAGGUCACCGAGCGCGCGCUGGCGCUGACGCGGGCGCGGCACCUGCUGCUCGUGGGGGGCGUGGCCUGUAACCGCCGGCUGCAGGAGAUGCUGCAGACAAUGUGCAGGGCCCGGGGGGCGGAGCUGUGCCCCACAGACGAGAGGUACUGCAUCGACAACGGCGCCAUGAUCGCCCAGGCCGGGUGGGAGAUGCUGAGAGUGGGGCAGGUGACGGAGCUCAGCCAAUCAGGGAUCACGCAGAGGUACCGGACGGAUGAGGUGGAGGUGACCUGGAGGGACUGAGGCGGAGCCGCCGGCGGGAAUUUGCUUCAGGAGGAUCUCCGCUGUGUUCUUUCCUUCCUUUUCUGCUGUUUUUUUUUUUGUUUGUUUUUUUUUUUAAUCGUAUUUGCUUAACCUGAAAAUUCUUUACCUCAUUUUCCCUCACGAUUUGCCCUCCCCACCUCGUGUCUCCCCAUCCUUCCCUGAAGAUCAGUUUGAAACUAAUUCCUUAUGUUUUAAUACAUAUUUUUACGCCGAUUUAACGUUUUUUAUCGAUUUGUAACUUUUGGUAGGAUUUCUUACCUUUUUUACCCUUUUUGGAAUGUUUUUUUCCCCCCAGGAAGGAGCCGCUUGCCGGGAAUGGCGCCCCGCGAAUUUCGGCGCUAUAAAACUACAGUUUUAGAUCUUUAAUUUCAGUUUUUAAAAUUAGUUUUUCUCAUCGAAGAACUCUUUUUGCAUUUUCAAUUAAUAUUUUGGGGUUUUUUUUUAAAGAGUUUUUGGGGUUUUUUUUUGCAAAAUUCGAGGCAAUUUAGCCUCAAAGUUCCACGUGGGGAGGAUUUGGACCCUCCCCACGUGUUUUGUCUCCUCUUUAACGUUACCUAAAUCAGAAUAUACAUUAAAAUGAAAAACCAAAAAACUUUUUUUGCGAGAUUUGUCUCCUAAUUAUUGUUUUAUCGAUUUUACUUUUUUUUCGGCCCGUUUUUCCUUCGUCUUUCUCUGAGGCGCUGCCCGCGCCGGGAAAACCGCGCCCCCAAAAUGUCCGAUUCUUCUACUUUUAUUUUCUGUUUUUAUUUUUCCUUUUCCCAGAUUCCACCGCUGUUACUGGGGGUGUUUGGGCUUCAACUCUUUGUUUUUUAUUUUGCCGGGUUUUUUUUUCCCAGAUAAAUUGUUGUCCUGAUGUUAUGAAUGUUUCUUUUAUGGAUCGCUGCAAUAAAUCCUGCUUCGCUGUGGAAUUUAGCGCGGGUUUGGCGAGGGGAAG
Messenger RNA from Parus major (Great Tit), 1882 nucleotides. It is a transcript of the gene OSGEP, whose product is annotated as O-sialoglycoprotein endopeptidase. Bases 1 to 927 code for a protein of 308 amino acids. NCBI's taxonomy places the organism in Eukaryota, Metazoa, Chordata, Aves, Passeriformes, Paridae. The record is from RefSeq and is a predicted model, not a curated record. Gene Ontology annotation, cellular component: cytoplasm; EKC/KEOPS complex. The transcript has 12 exons.